This is a messenger RNA of Suillus fuscotomentosus, 2988 nucleotides long. RefSeq lists its product as uncharacterized. Bases 1 to 2988 code for a protein of 995 amino acids. NCBI's taxonomy places the organism in Eukaryota, Fungi, Basidiomycota, Agaricomycetes, Boletales, Suillaceae. The record is from RefSeq and is a predicted model, not a curated record. The transcript has 19 exons.
AUGCCUCUUGUUACCCAUUCAGGGUGUUGGACUAAAGCCCCACCACCGCCUGACUAUGUUCGCACUUACGCGUCCAAGGACCAAAAGGCUGCCGAAUCUGAUGCUGAUGACAACCAGGCCUCUACACAUACUACGCGAAAGCAAACUCGCUCUCGUGCUGGCCCGAGGUCUGUCAUGAAUACCCAAAACCAAGACCGUCCGCAUCCUCGACCCAAGGCUUGCCCUCUUCCAAGGAAGAAGUGCAGUGAUGUGAACAAAGGUCCCGAGGUCCAGUUGUCUGACACCACCAAUGGGUCCACAAAUGGCGCAGAUGGCGAUGUGCCAUCAGCUGGUCUUGAGGAAGAUGGUACUAGUAAUGCUGCCAAUGAGGAUUCAGCGACGAACCACAGAGAGCAGACUGCACUUCUAUCCAACGGUGAAUGUGGUGGUGCUACAGCGACAAACAAAGGGGAGAGAUCCGACGGUGAAUGUGGUGGUGCUGCAGCGACAGACGAAGGGGAGAGAUCCGAUGGCGAAUGUGGUGGUGUUGCAGCGACAAACGAAGGGGAGAGAGACACAGGUCUAUCUGACGGUGAAUGUGGCGGCACUACUAAGACAAACGAAAGGGAGACAAACGAAGGGGAGAGAGAUGCAGGUCUAUCUGACAGUGAAUGUGGUGGCACUACUAUGAUGAACGAAUGGGAGAGAGAUGCAGUUCCAUCCGACGGUGAAUGUGAUGGUAUUGCAGCGACGAAUAAACAGGAGAAGACUGCAGUUGCAUCCAUGACCAUUCACCCGUGUAGAUCUGGUGCCCACAAAUCGUAUGCUCCUGGUCAUGAGAGUGAUCCCACAGAGAGCUCUGACUCUGACAGCGACUGGGCAGAACUCAAAGAGAAGCGAAAGAAAGAAGAACGCACUAAUGAUCCUGCGAGGCCAUUCAGACUGUCUGCGAAUGACAAGCAGAAGGGACGAGCGGUGGCAGACAACCAUGGUGACAAUGCCGAUGCCGAUCCCGAGGGCUGUGAUGAAGAUCAGAUGUCUGAAGAUGGGGAUGGGGCCACACAUAAAGCAGGAAGACUGUCCAAAGAAGGGGUUUUGAAAACGGAAGAAUUUGGCAAGAGAGUUAUGGCUGAAGCAACUGCAAUUGGAAAAGAGUUUGGGAAACACCGGAGGGUGAUUCUUAUUGAGGCAGGACUAGCGACGAAGGCAACUUGCAAAGAGUCUGCCUGGAACCAGCAUCAAGCCUGGUUCCCGACUGUACUACCUCCAUCCAAAGAACCAAACUUGGCAUCAUGGAAAGUCAAGCAAAAUGCGCACUAUCAUGCCCACCCAUACAAAGACCCUAACCACGCAUCCCUAUGGAAGAAAAUCCAACACCAUUGGGAUAGCGUGGUUGCCAGCCCUGAGGAUCUUUCAUCACGGGAGUCAUCCAGUCUCAUGACAGCAGUUCAUGAAGUGUUUGCAAAAUCGGCUUCAUAUUGGUACCACACCCACGGAAUCCAUAUCGCUGGUAUCACCAUUUAUCCAGGAGAUGAGGAAUCUAGUCGGCAGGCCUCUGGCUUUUUUCACUUGAUAGAUGAGCUUACUACAAUCCUAAAAUACAAGGACUUGGAGGCUGCUCAAGCAGAAGGCAAGAGUCUCAGUUUUCUCCCACUGCCUGUCGCAGUCCCAAAUGCUCCCCUCUUGCGCAAUGGCAAAUCUGCCAGGGAUAGAAAUCGCAUGGUGGCGCCUUUAAUCAUCAGUGAAGCAUUUGCUGAUGCUGGUCAUCCCUCUAAAACAUCGAACAACAGGUGGAUGAGGAUGCUUGACAUCCUUUACUCUACGCAACUUUGCAUUCAUGACUGGCCAGCAGGAGUUCCACCCCCUGGCCCUGAUUUUGAUCUCAAAUCGCUGUCUGCGAGUCAAUUACACACCUUAGUGGGUCCAUAUCUCAGGAAGCAUCUCGGCGACAUGUAUGAGGCUGAGUUGGGCCAAGAUGAGGACGAGGACAAUGCAGAGAAAGCCACGAUGACAAAGCGGAAAGGUAAAUUGAAGAAGUCCAACGAGAAUCGCAGAACUCGCGGCGCGGUUGUGCAGGAGCCCGAUGUCAUCUUAUCUAUCAAGGGGUGGACUCCUCGUGCAUAUUCAGGUCAGCUAUCAGACUUCGCUGGAUACUCUCACGAGGUGUACUCAAUCCCUCUUGUUAUCGACACAGAUGGCGUCAUUUUACGUCGUCUGGAAGAGUCGGAGAAAUUUAUCAAGGACCUCCCUCCCCAUGUUACUGAGCAUUUAAACACAGGGACUUCAUGCUCUAUUGGAGCUUUGCGCUCUCACCAGGAAGCUUCACGCUUGUACCCCGCAGCUCUGCGCUCCGACUAUCGGGCUCCGCACUCCAACUCUGGGGCUUCGUGCUCACAACAUGGGGCUUCGCGCUCACAACAUGGGGCUUCGCGCUCACAACAUAGGGCUUCACGCUCGAUUCCACCUGUCCCUAUUCACACUGACCAUGAUGAACUCCUGGAUCACAGCAUUCACUCAGAUGAGUUCGACGACGAUCUCCCACCGUCAUCCCCACCACUGUCAUCUCCUCAUGCAAUCCCUCAAGGUUCGAAUGUAGCAGCAGGACGAUACCAGUACAACUGCAUACGUAAAGAUAUCUGCUGCUUAAUGGCCUCUGAGACUAGGAAAUGGACUCGUGAUGAUUAUGAAAGUGCAAGGGAGGCCGACGACAUUGAAACAGGAAUGGUGGCUGCAAGAUAUCGGAGCAGGACCCAUGACAGGGAAAGCAUGGGUAUGAGGUCCACCAAGGGUCACAAUCAUCCUAAGCCAUAUGUUCGUGCCUCAUCAAAGGCACGCAUGGGACCUGCCCCAAACCAAAACACUACGCACUUGCCAUCUCGUUCAGCAGUCGUGCCAUACUCUGAGGGCUCUCCAUCUUCGCGCCAAUAUGUCUCACGUCUUCAGCCUGCUCAUGUCCUGGAUCACCGUUUACUUCCUCUUGUAGAUGAGGAUGAAUUUGAGUAUAACUGA